Molecule: messenger RNA, 981 nt
Organism: Striga hermonthica
Lineage: Eukaryota; Viridiplantae; Streptophyta; Magnoliopsida; Lamiales; Orobanchaceae
Source: the annotation of a GenBank genome assembly
AUGCUCCUUCUCCCGUCGGUUUUCCACCGCAUUAAGCACUCCCUUACGUGUCUUUUGAUGUGCCAGACUAACCAACUUCAACCGCUCGACCAAAUCCGGAUCUGCAAUGAACAGCCGCCCGUAGGCAACCAGGUCAGCAAUGAACGGGCCUCUUCGUCUGGGCUUCUGUUCUUGCCGGUCUUCUGUGCAGGUACGCGAGCCUCGAUCCUGUCUGAGUCCAUGACGUCAAGAUGGUCGAUUGCGGGCGACAUCCAGGCACCGACCCGGGCUGGCCCCAAGGCUGAGGUGGUAGCCGAGUUGAUCGGAACAUAUUUCGUGAUAUUCGCUGGAUGUGGCUCGGUGGCCAUCAACAAGAUCUACGGAGGGACCAUCACAUUCCCGGGCAUCUGCGUCGUGUGGGGUUCGAUCGUGAUGGUGAUGGUCUACACAGUGGGCCACGUCUCUGGGGCCCACUUCAACCCGGCCGUCACCAUCACAUUCGCCAUUUUUCGCCGCUUUCCUUGGAAGCAGCUUCCAAUGUACAUUGUAGCUCAACUGGUGGGAUCACUUCUUGCAAGCUUCACUUUAGCUUCGUUGUUCGACGUCACGAAAGAUGAUUACUUUGGCACGCUGCCCGUCGGGUCUAACGCACAAUCUCUUGCUAUAGAGAUCAUAAUCUCUUUCCUCUUGAUGUUCGUCAUAUCUGGAGUCGCUACUGAUAGCCGUGCGAUUGGGGAGCUGGGAGGACUUGCUGUUGGAAUGACCAUAAUGCUAAAUGUCUUCGUGGCCGGGCCAAUAUCUGGAGCAUCAAUGAACCCAGCAAGGAGCAUAGGCCCAGCAAUCGUAAAGCAUGAGUACAGAGGCCUAUGGGUUUAUAUAAUUGGCCCAGUAAUUGGAACCAUUGCUGGUGGAUUAGCAUAUAACAUAAUUAGAUUUACUGAUAAGCCCAUUAGCGAGAUAGCUAAGAGCCGAUCAUUUCUCAAAAACAACUCCAAGAGGUGA